This is a messenger RNA of Sorghum bicolor (sorghum), 1561 nucleotides long. Its product is annotated as photosystem II stability/assembly factor HCF136, chloroplastic. The coding region runs from base 95 to 1288 and encodes 397 amino acids. The record is from RefSeq and is a predicted model, not a curated record. Gene Ontology annotation, molecular function: protein binding. The transcript is spliced from 8 exons. NCBI's taxonomy places the organism in Eukaryota, Viridiplantae, Streptophyta, Magnoliopsida, Poales, Poaceae.
CCCAACCACGCCAGCCACAAAAAGCAGCGGAGGAGGCAGACCACGCCAGCCAGCGCGCCCGACUCGCCGUCGCCGCGGCCACGUCUCCCCUCCCAUGGCCACCAGCUCCACAGCCACCGCCUCGCUGCACCUCCUCCUCCCGGCCUCCCGCCGCCGCCGCCACUUCGUGCCUCGGGCCGCCCACUCCGAGUCCACCCCGCCCGGCGCCGCCUCCGUCGACCGCCGCCGCUUCAUUGCCCACACUGCCGCCGCGGCCGCCGUCUCGCCUCUCGUCUUGCCCCGCUGGACUCCCGCGGCGCGCGCGGACGGCGCGCCGGCGCUCUCCGAGUGGGAGCGCGUCUUCCUGCCCAUUGACCCCGGCGUCGUCCUCCUCGACAUCGCCUUCGUCCCCGACGACCCCUCCCAUGGUUUUCUCCUUGGGACAAGGCAGACAAUACUGGAGACAAAAGACGGCGGUAACACCUGGUUCCCUCGCUCCAUCCCUUCCGCAGAAGACGAAGAUUUCAACUACAGGUUCAACUCAGUAAGCUUCAAGGGCAAAGAAGGAUGGAUUAUCGGCAAGCCUGCAAUUCUGCUGCACACUUCAGAUGCUGGCGAGAGCUGGGAAAGAAUACCCUUGAGUGCCCAACUUCCUGGGAACAUGGUUUACAUAAAAGCUACCGGGGAGCAGAGCGCAGAGAUGGUUACUGAUGAGGGAGCAAUCUAUGUUACCUCUAACCGUGGCUACAACUGGAAGGCUGCCGUGCAAGAGACUGUUUCAGCUACUCUGAACAGAACAGUUUCAAGUGGCAUUAGCGGUGCAAGUUACUACACUGGGACUUUCAACACGGUGAACCGAUCGCCUGAUGGACGCUAUGUAGCUGUAUCCAGCCGAGGAAACUUCUAUUUGACCUGGGAGCCUGGGCAGCCAUUUUGGCAACCCCACAACAGGGCGGUGGCACGGAGGAUUCAGAACAUGGGGUGGAGAGCAGAUGGUGGACUUUGGCUGCUGGUGCGCGGUGGUGGGCUCUUCCUCAGCAAAGGAACCGGGAUAAGUGAAGAUUUUGAGGAGGUGCAGGUGCAGAGCCGAGGGUUUGGCAUCCUUGAUGUGGGCUACCGCUCACAGGAGGAGGCCUGGGCUGCUGGUGGCAGUGGCGUGCUGCUGAAGACCACAAACGGAGGGAAGAACUGGGUGCGCGACAAGGCUGCCGACAACAUCGCCGCCAACCUGUACUCCGUCAAAUUCCUUGAUGACAGCAAAGGCUUCGUGCUGGGCAAUGACGGCGUGUUGCUUCGAUAUCUUGGCUGAAAGAGUGCUGGAAGAUCGGUUUCAGUGAUCGUAUGUAACCCCUUUUUGUAUUGUACGUGACGUAACGAAGGUAUAUUAUGGAGAUACAUACAAUUGUUCGAUUUAUACAGCAUAUAUAUGUGUAUGUGUACAACGGCAUCUACUGCUACUCCUACUGUAAAAGACUGCUGACUGUGCUUGCAUUCUCUCUUCCGGAACGCAAAUGAGUGUAAAGAUGUGCUGCUUGCUUGGAACUUCGAAACCAACCGUGUAUAUACUACUACUGUAUCUGUA